Molecule: messenger RNA, 2700 nt
Organism: Toxotes jaculatrix (banded archerfish)
Lineage: Eukaryota; Metazoa; Chordata; Actinopteri; Toxotidae
Product: protein ELFN1-like
Exons: 4
Coding region: 1-2700 (899 amino acids)
Cellular component (GO): plasma membrane
Molecular function (GO): protein binding
Source: RefSeq, a predicted model, not a curated record
AUGGCAAGCAUCUCUGCACGGCUUUCUCCAAUGGAUAUUGCGACAACAUCCCAAAUGGCCCAGAGGACAGGGCGGCAGAGACAUAACGUGCCUGGAGGUUCUUCAUCAGUGGUCCUGUCCAGAGCCAGCUCCUUCCUCUGUUGGCUCACCCUGCUGUCAAUAAUGCAGCUGCCAAUGGUUACAGCUGACUGCUGGCUUAUCGAGGGUGAGAAGGGCUUUGUGUGGCUGGCUAUCUGCAGUAUGAACCAGCCGCCUUAUGAGGCCAUUCCUUCCCACAUUAACAGCACCAUUGUGGAUCUGAGGCUGAAUGAGAACAAGAUACGCUCUGUCCAUUACUCUUCGCUCAGUCGCUUUGGCAACCUCACCUAUCUGAACCUCACCAAGAACGACAUCAGCUAUGUGGAAGAUGGAGCGUUCUCAGCACAAUUCAACCUGCAGGUUCUCCAGAUGGGUUUUAACAAGUUGAGGAACCUGACAGAGGGAAUGCUUCGAGGCCUGGGCAAACUGCAGUAUCUCUACCUGCAAGCCAACCUCAUUGAGACUGUUACACCCAACACGUUCUGGGAAUGUCCCAACUUAGAGAAUAUAGAUCUCUCCAUGAACAGGAUCCAGGUGUUGGAUGGCGGUUUGUUCUCUGGACUUUCUAAGCUGACCACCUGUGAACUUUACACCAACCCCUUCAACUGUUCUUGUGAGCUUCUGGGUUUCCUGCACUGGCUCUCUGCCUUCCCAAACAGGACCAGUGAGAGGAUGGUGUGCGACUCCCCCGUUGGUUUCUCUGGCUUCAACCUCCUGAGCCAGAACCCCCGCAUGCCUACCCAACGCACUGCUCUGCACGUGCUCAGUAUUGUAUGCACAGACGACGGCAGCAGCGUGACUCCUUUCUACGCCAUCAGCUCGGCUGAUUCCACCACCCUGUCCCCAGAUUCCGCCUCUCCCUGUGGAUUGGACGAUUGUGCCUCUGGGACCCCUCCCGAUGAGGUAACCAGCUUUAGCUCCUUUUUACCUGACACCAGUCCGCUCAUGACGCUAAAGCAGGUGCUGCAUUCAAGCGCUGUGAUAACCGUUCAGAUCCCACAUCCGUACAGGAAAAUGUACAUCCUGGUGCUUUAUAACAACAGCUUCUUCACAGAUAUCCAGAAUCUGAGAAAUCAAAGAGAAGAUAUUGAGCUCAAAAACUUAAAACCUAACACCGACUACACAUACUGUGUGGCCUCUAUACGAAACUCCCUGCGCUUCAACCACACCUGUCUGACCAUCUCCACUGGCCGCCGGGCGGGGGCUGAGAGGAUUGCCAAUCAGUCAUCAGCCACCCACUACAUUAUGACCAUUUUGGGCUGCUUGUUUGGGAUGCUGCUCUUCCUUGGCCUCGUUGUCCACUGCCUGAGAAAAAAGAGGAUCAUGGAGGAGAAGGAGAGAAAGAUGAGCAGGAUCCAGAGGACUCUGAUAGAGCUCAAGUAUGGUGGAGAAGGGGAUAUAGAGGGAGGGAGUGGAGGAUCUGUUUCCCAGAAGCUUGCUGCUGGGGACAGUCUGUCCAGAAUGCCCUACCUGCCUCAGGGUGGUGAGAUUGAUCCAUACAAGCUGCAGGAGGUGAUAGAAACACCAGCACACAAGCCUGCUAAACUUAACUACAUGGAGGUCAGAGGCUCCGGCAUUGAAAGGGAGAGAGAACGAGAGAGAGAAAGGGAGAUGUCUCCACAAGCAAAUCCCCAGGGCUCUGUAGCAGAGAUCUCUACCAUCGCUAAAGAAGUGGACAAAGUUAACCAGAUCAUCAACAACUGUAUAGAUGCUCUCAAAUCUGAGUCGACUUCCUUUCAACAGGGGAUCAAAUCUCCCUCUUCUGCAGGCGGAGGAGCUGUUUCAACCGCAGAGCCACAGUUGGUGCUUCUCUCUGAGCAAGGAGAGAGAGGAGAAAGAGGUAAUGAGUUCCUCUCCCCAGUGUACAAAGGAGGGAGAGGAGGAAGAGAAGAGAGGGGGAGAAGUUACCAUCAUUCAUUGCAGCGACACCACAGCAUGGAGGCUCCUCCGACCUCCAAAAGGCCCAGCACCUCCUCUUCUCCCGGAUCUACCCGCAGCCCACGCUCCUUCCGCUCAGAGGGAGGUUACCACUCCUCAGAGACCCGCUAUAUUGAGAGGACCUCGCCCGGAGAGAGAGGAGAAAGAGGAGGCGGGGGAGGAGAGGCCAUCCGUACAGUCACCCCGGCAGCGGCUAUCUUACGAGCAGAGGCCCAGAGAAUCCGCCAGUACAAUGAACACCGCCACUCCUAUCCCGGCUCCCAGCAGCACCUCCAGGAGCUGCAGCACCACCCUCAGAUUCUGCAAGAGCUCCACCACCACCCAGGGGGGCGUAAGCCCUCUGUGUUAGACCCCCUCACCCUCAGCAGGCAGGCCAAGCAGCGAGAGCUGGCCUACUCCCAGCUCUCGCCUCACUACCCACUCUCACCCCAGUACCACAACCUCAGCUACUGCUCUAGCCCUGAGGAAGACGAAGAGGAGGAAGGGCUCCUGUGCACCCCGACCCUAGGCUUGUGGGAGAGGUUCAAACUUCAUCGUAAGAGGCACCGGCAGGCGUCCAUGGAGGACGAAGGAUACGUGGCAGCCGGACACGCGCUGAGGCGAAAGGUUCAGUUUGCCAAGGAUGAGGAUCUUCACGACAUACUGGACUACUGGAAAGGUGUGUCAGCCCAGCAGAAGGCCUGA